Molecule: messenger RNA, 3160 nt
Organism: Myripristis murdjan (pinecone soldierfish)
Lineage: Eukaryota; Metazoa; Chordata; Actinopteri; Holocentriformes; Holocentridae
Gene: mon1bb
Product: MON1 secretory trafficking family member Bb
Exons: 6
Coding region: 174-2030 (618 amino acids)
Biological process (GO): vesicle-mediated transport; protein targeting to vacuole
Cellular component (GO): Mon1-Ccz1 complex
Source: RefSeq, a predicted model, not a curated record
GGCUUGUCAUCAGGGAUUCCGGAUGUCUGCUGUGGCAAGGAUGAAAAUUGUUUUCUGCCUCUCUCAUCUUGACAGCUUGUUUGAAACCUGGCUGCGGAUUAAAGUUUAUGUAGCAAAUUAAACAUUUCCUCCCAGCGUUUCGACGGUGCAAUAAAUACAACUGGGAUGACAACAUGGAGAGUGAAAAUCAACCCAGAGGAGAGGCGGAGGGAGUGAAGAUUCAUGAUCCACCCUCGGAGAGCUCCAUCCCAGCUGCUGACACCUUGGCAACCUCUCUCUCCCUGUUGGGGAAUCACAUGUUUCCUGAACAUGCAAAUCCUGUGGAGAUAAAUGACAAUACCAUUGUUAACAAAGAGGCCCCUGCAGAGUCAGUGUUGUCAGAUGCUCCAGCAGGGGAGCAGAGUCUGGAUGCAGAGCCCCAAGUAAACCAGGUUAAAGAGCUUGAGACUGAAGAGUCAGGGAUCUUUGAAUGUCAGAACAGUAUGUAUACGCAGCCUGCUGGCGGAGUAACAGAGGAGGCUGAUAUGAGCAAUGGCCAGGACGACUCUGGGGAAUUUGUUGUUACAAUGCUGGCCAGGGGCAAACUGGAAGAGCAAGGUGUAGGUGUCAAGGGGAGGUCAUCUCCCUUGUUGGAAACUGGCACCCUGGAGGCUCCUGCGUUUCUGUCUCACCGUGAUGAGGACGUGACCGCUGAGAGCUGGCGGCAGCACAGGAAGCAUGUUUUUGUGCUGAGUGAAGCAGGCAAGCCCAUCUACUCCCGCUAUGGCAGUGAAGAGGCCCUCUCCUCUACCAUGGGAGUCAUGAUGGCACUGGUGUCUUUUGUCCAGAGUGGAGACAACAUCAUCCGCUCCGUGUAUUCAGAGGAGCACACAGUGGUGUUCCUGCAGAAGGGGCCCCUGGUGCUGGUGUGUGUAUCCAGCAGUCGUCAGUCUGAGCAGCAACUACGUGGCGAGCUCCUGUACGUCUACUAUCAGAUCAUCAGCAUGCUCACCCAGGCCAGCAUAGCCCGAAUUUUCGAACACAAGAAAAACUACGAUCUGAGGAGAUUACUUGCAGGUUCUGAGAAGAUCCUGGACGGCCUUCUCAACCUGGUGGACUCUGACCCCAGCUUCCUGCUGGCAGCAGUGCACUGCUUACCCCUGGCUUCUUCUCUCAGGGACUCCCUCAGCCAGAUCCUGCAAAAGGCCAUCACCCCUAACCUGGUUUUCUCCAUCCUCAUUGCCAAGAACCAGCUGCUCACCAUCGUCCAAGAAAAGACUGUCAUUGAGGACGCCAGGCUGGAGCCUGCAGACGUCCACCUUCUGCUCAACCUCAUCGGAGCCUCCUCUGCCUUCCAGGCUGGGGAGAUCUGGACUCCCAUCUGCCUCCCGCUCUUUAAUCCUGACUGUUACUUUUAUGCGUAUAUUUCCUACCUGGAUCCUCCAGAAUGCACUGUUUGUUUGCUGCUGCUCUCAACAGACAAGGAGGCCUUCUAUGCCGUGGCUGAGUGCAAGAGGAGGAUAGAGGAGGCCAUGGUGGCUCAAAACUCUCUGAGUCUCAUAGCGAAAGCCCAGUCGUACAGCGUGAGCCAGGUGGGCGUCUCCGACCUCAGACACUUCAUGUACAAGCCCUUUGAUGUGCCAGACAACUACCGCCAGCUCACCCAGUUCACCAGCCCAGAGAUGGAGGCUCCAUACAGCAGCGAGGAGGAGAAAAUGAGACUGCUGGACCUGUACCGUUAUAUGCACAGCCGCAUCCACAGCACCUCCCGGCCACUCAAGCUCAUUUACCACGUGGCUGAGAGGGAAACUCUGCUAGCCUGGGUCACAAGUAAGUUUGAGCUGUACACCUGCUUCAGCCCCCUCGUGACCAAGGCCUGCGCCAUCACUGCUAUCACUAAGCUUCUAAGGUGGAUCAAAAAGGAGGAGGACCGUCUCUUCAUCAGAUACCCCCCGAAAUAUUCCACCACCCCAAACCCCAGCAAGAGCUCCCGUGGAGGAAAAUCUGACCAGCAGGACUCCACAGAUAAUGGCUUUUUAUCUCUGCUAUAGGACUCACUAGGUGCUACUUAAUGUGGCUCUGCCCUCCUCUAUCAACAAUAGUUUGCACACUGGCUACAAGGUAUUUGGAACCCUCUUGAUGCUUGUUGGACUUAACGGACUUUGACUACUGGACUCAAACACUAAGUUUUACACUAUUUAAGAAGGAAUGGUCUCUUUUGAAAUUAGUAUUAUUUCUUUACCUUAACAAGAAAGCAUGUCAUUUCAUCACUGCUUUCAGUCAGACACAGUCAGGGAAAAACAGCGUUAUAAAUGAGUACAUUUUAAAAUUGAACUGUGGUAGAAUUGUCGAAUAUCAUUGCAAUGAUAUUUAAAUGUUUUUAUAUUGUUUUAUUAAUGCAACAAAAGUGAGGGAUUUUCCUCAGACAGUGAAUGUACCGCAUCAAAGACAGUUCACAUUCACAGGCUACAUAUGGUAAUAACUAUUGCAAGGUUUGUUUGUUUGUUUGUUUGUUGUCACUUUCUUGUGUAAGACAAGAUGUGAAAAAUGAACUUAAACUACCUUUCUCAGACUGGAUCUCAAACAUUUGAUUUUUUAAACUUUUUUUUUCCAUUACACAAAAACAUCCCAAACCUUCAAAAUGCGAUAUACAAGAAAUGCAAGCACGUUGUUUUUUUUUGUUUGUUUGUUUGUUUUGGGCUUCAUGACAGCUAGAAGAGAGAGAAUUUGAAUACGCUGUAUUGUUUCAGUCCACUGAUGUUUCCACUCCAUGUCAAGAUGAUCAGCCCUUAUCCAUGUAACAUUUUGUGCAGAAUACAACGUAAAUAGUGAUCCUCACCCUUAAAAGUCGAGUCUGAUCAAGUGACAUGAUCAUCACUGUCUUUGUUAUUGUCUUCAUUACUAGGAGCCAGAUUCUCGGAAUAUCAUGAGAUGAUUUGGCUAAAGACUCACCAUUAAUUUCAUGAAAAACUGUUUCCACUUGGUACGUACAGCCAGAUUAUCAUGACACCCACAGUAGUGAGAGCUUUGAGGCCUCUUCUUUUCGGGUAAUAGUUUUGUAGCUAUGUGUACAUAAAUAAUAGCCUCAUCCUUGUGUAAUGAGGAAUUUCCUAUCAAUUGAAGUCUUAAGAGAAAAUGUGUCCACAGUAUUAUGAAAUAAACCCCAGGUUACACAAAUCUA